This is a messenger RNA of Rhodotorula graminis WP1, 969 nucleotides long. RefSeq lists its product as uncharacterized. The record is from RefSeq and is a predicted model, not a curated record. The coding region runs from base 1 to 969 and encodes 322 amino acids. NCBI's taxonomy places the organism in Eukaryota, Fungi, Basidiomycota, Microbotryomycetes, Sporidiobolales, Sporidiobolaceae. The transcript has 4 exons.
AUGGCUCCAAAGCGCGCCCUGACUGCCUCGCAGUCCUCACAAGCCACGUCCUCUCAGCCCUCGAGCUCAGCCGCCCGCCCCGCCAAGCGCCCUCGCGUCGCCCGCUCCCCGCCUGCACCCUCCCCUUCCCUCGCCGCUCCACCCUCGAACGCCGCCCAGUCCGUCGUGCCCGAGACGCCCGACGACUCGCUGUCUCGACCUGCGCCCGCCCCUUCCCCACCCGCCGUCCCGCCCAAACCGCCCAAGCGCACCCUCGUCCCCGGCACCCUCCGCCGCCUCUCGACCGGCCACCCGACCCGCUCCGCCGCCCGCACCGACUCUGCCCUCGCCGCCACCCACCCCUCUCUCUCCCUCGCGACGGGCAAGCGCGCCCGCGUGCGCCCCGCCGCGACCCUCGCCGGCGCAAAGGUCGGCGGCCGGUCCAAGGACCUCGGCGACCGCGUCGAGCGCGAGGAGCUGUGGGUGCGCAGGGCCAAGGGGCAGGGGGCGCAGGGACUCGGAUUUGCCGGGUACCUCAAGAUGGGCGUCGGGGCGUUCGUCGAGCGAGGGUGCACCUCCCUCACGGUCAACGCCAUGGGCGCCGCCAUCCCUCUCGCGCUCUCGCUCGCGCUCGCCAUCCGCGACGCCGUUCCGGGCGGCGAGCCGCCUGCGCCCGCUUCUCGCGAUGGCGGUGGGACCGACGGCGAGGACGAGGGUGAGGGCGUCGUGCGCAUGCAGGUGCGCACGGGAAGCAAGACGGUGUCGGACGAGGUGACGCCGCUCGAUGAGGACGAGGACCUCGUGUACCAGUCGCGGACAAAGAGCACGGUCAGCAUCGAGCUGCAGCUCCGACCCGCACCCGCACCACCCUACAGCAGCAGCAGCAGCCCGCCAACCCUCGUCCCGCGCGUUCCUCGGCCCCCCCGGGUCCUCGUCCCCGCUUUCGUCGACACGUCGCCCUCGACACGCACGACUUGCCCAGCACAGUGA